Messenger RNA from Tuber aestivum (summer truffle), 2915 nucleotides. Lineage: Eukaryota; Fungi; Ascomycota; Pezizomycetes; Pezizales; Tuberaceae. The record is from the annotation of a GenBank genome assembly.
ACACCACCAAGUACUACAUCAUACAUGUCAAACGUUCCCAACCACCAUCUCCUAGCCCUAUAUUAGGUUGCACCCACGUAUCUAUGCACACGAUACGGGAUCUCGCACCAAGCACCAAUCAGAAGGGAAAGUCGGUGAGGAAAAACUCCGGCGGAUACCGCGAUACCUGUCAAACUCACGCGGUGCGAUACGCACAAAGCACAAUCCCCAAGUCUUCAUUCAGAGAGACAAGGUGCGCCGGUGGAUCGAACAGGAAUAAUGACCUCAUAAGGGCCAUGCAUCAAAACAAUUAUGAUAAGUACUACUGUGACUAUGAAACCCAGUGAAAUAUCUCCCGUUUCUAACUCCGAGUGCCAGAAGGGGGCACCAAAAAUAGCACGAUGGCUCAAAUACAUCCAUCAAGCACGAGCAUUGCCUUUCCCCCUCCCUCGAUACGUGUAUCAUACCACCCCGUUCGAGAUGACGGUUGAUGUCACCUCUUAGCAAAGACGAUGGCACUACCGGUAAGGCUUGAUGGCCCCACCACCACACUAUACCGUACGAUGCUCAACCGUACGAAAACUGAGGACGGAGGUACAUGAAACUGCCCGAAAUCCCGUUGACAACGGGGAGGCUCACAGGAGAGAACGAAAGUAUAUUGCCAUACCGGUACCCUAUUGGUGGCCCGACAACUCGAAAUCCUCCCAACCAACCAACCAGCCAAGCGCCGAUUCCCCGGGACCAGUAUUUCGAAUACGUAUCGUGAAACACGUGAUGGAGGAACUUGGCCUGUUAUGCGGGUCGGCUGCACGAAACCACGCGAGUGACCUCCUGUGAUGACACUCCUGCGGUUGCGGUAUCACCUUAGGAGAUUUUUUUGCCCGUGACAGCUGCAGGCUGGCCGAUCUGCCCAUACCUGCAGUGCAGAUAUAGUAGGGGGUGAACGGAACGGAUUAAUUCCUACCAACCAAAUCUAUCCGUCGCCGUCUCAUUCCCUUUCGUUACGUUUUCAUUUCGCUAAAAUGCUAAUUAAGGAAUAAAAAUGAAUUGGCGCGCAGUGGGAGGAAAAAAGCCCUUGAAGUUGGUGACAUAGUUUGGACACGAUCCCCUGCAUUAGCCUCCUCCCGAAACUUUUACUGAAUCCUUAUGGGCGGGACCCACGAUAAACGUGAAAAAAUGACGAGGGUGUGCAUCUAGCAGGUGAAUAGGAUAAUGGGGAGUGGGGAGGGGGUAUUUUUCGGGGAAGAAGACAAUCUAGUUAGGUGUUGUUGCGGAUUUGGGGAACGUUUAUCGGGAGUAAGUGUAUGUCCUCUGCCUGGUUGUUUGUUCGGUUAAGCAGAACUAACCAUUUUUGCUAACUGUGUUACUACACAGUAUCUGGUCAGAAGGCGAGGAUUCGAGCACUGAAAGGCUCUUUACGUAUCGCCUUUUUUUCUUCUUCCCCUCUCUCACGCAGGAGCUACGGAUAGGAGGGCAACUUUUCCUGUGUGGUAGGUAUCUAUCUGUACCGCGUUGUCGAUGUUCCUAUUUUUUUUUUCUAUUCUGAUUGCUGUAGAUGUGAUGUUGCUGGCUCGUGAUUGUGGGAUUUUUUUUUCUUCUUCCUCCAGUUUCUUGCAGGGAGGGACCCGGAAGAACUUAUUGGAAGAAUCACGGAAUUGUCUAGGGUACGUUGGUUCUCGGAGACUAAAACUGGGUUCAAUUGAAUUUAAUUGAGUCUAGUUGUUGCCCUAGUAUUGUGCAAGGCCGAUCUGCUCCUCUGGCACCAGUUGCUUGAGAUGGAGUGAUUCCAAAGGGCAGAAAAAGGGGUAGGAAUAAUAGUGAUUGGGAAAAAUGAUAGGAAAACUAUUCUUCUCUAGCCUUACCUUAUGCUCAGGCACAGCAUAAGAGUGAGUGCGGUAGAAUCGUCCCUUCCGGUUCCUCCGCCGACUAAACCGUACGUGUGAGUUUGCCCGAGCUGCAUGGGAAUCUACUAACGCAGUUCCUGGAAAAGUGCGGUAUAUAACCAGCGACCUAUUUUUUUCCAAUUCAGAGAGCUGCUCACUAUCAUGAGAGCCUUUCACCGACAAGGGGAGUUUUAAAAAGAGACGAGAACGAGGCAAAAAGGAAGCAGAGAGGGGGAAGAAAGCGGAGAGAAAGAAACUUCCGAUUGUUCCCAGAACAUAUCCAAACACACGCAUACACACCGCACGCACGCACGCACGUACACCCCAAAAAAGGUCGAGAUGUCACUUUUCGACUUCCCCAAUGAGAUUCUAUUGGAGGUUACCGAGCACCUUUGCCCCGGAGAUCUCAACUCACUACUCCGAACUAGCCACUUCUACGAACGACUCCUCACCCCUCGGAUACACCGCCUAGCGCUCGAGGAGAAGGACGGCCUGACGGCACUUCAAUGGGCGGCGGUCAAAGGCCAUGAACCACUUGCACGGCUGCUGCUACAGAAAGGGGUCAACAUUAACGCCUCGCGGAAUGGGUGGACGGCGCUGCACAGGGCUGUUCGGCAUGGCUUUGAGGGGAUAGUGGCAUUGCUGCUUGAACAAGGAGCAGACGCCUCAAUUAAGGGGACGGCGGGCAUGACUGCGCUGCACUGGGCAGCAUUUUUGGGGAAUGAGAAGGUGGUGAGGAGGCUGUUGGAGAUGGGAGUGGGAAUUUCUACCGAAGAUAAUUUUGGAAAGACGGCAGCUUAUUAUGCCACCUUGAGGGGGAAUAUUGCCGUGGUGAAGCUUCUAGGCUAGGGGCGAUAACAAAGAGGCGGCCUGGAUGAGGGAUGGUUAUUUCAUGCGUAACUCGAGUUGUCUCUUAGUGUUUGGGUACUUGGGUAGUCUUGAACUUUUUGGUGGUUAUCUUGGCCAUGGAGGAUGGGGGGAGGGGGUGAAUUCACAAGUUUUCCAAAUAUAUCAAAGAGGAAAAAAGAAAAAAAACAAGAGUUUGUUUUCCAA